Schistosoma mattheei is the source of this 687-nucleotide messenger RNA. Lineage: Eukaryota; Metazoa; Platyhelminthes; Trematoda; Strigeidida; Schistosomatidae. The record is from the annotation of a GenBank genome assembly.
UGGUCGAAAGAUUUCACCGCCAAUUAAAAAGCUCUCUGAUGGCAUAUGCUGAUACAUCGAAGUGGAGUGACGCACUACCGCUUGUACUCCUUGGAAUUCGUUCAACUAUCAAGGAAAAUAUAGGUUGCACACCAGCUGAACUAGUUUAUGGUACAACUCUAACACUACCAGGUCAACUAGUAGACCAAGACACAACAAUAUCAACUGAUCCAAAUCGUUUUGUGAGUCGUCUACUGCAAACGAUGCAAAACAUCAAAGCAACACCGCCGCGCGAAAAUAAUAAUCGCGUACAACUUGACAGACGCCUGGGAACGUGUAAGUUUGUCUUUGCUCGAGUCGACACUGUUCGAAAGCCAUUGAAACAACCUUACGAAGGACCGUACCAAGUAAUGUGCAAAUAAUAUCAAAAACUAUUUACAAAAUAAGUUUGUCAUGCCUAUCUCCACAGUCUCCUCAACUACUUUCUCCAUAGUGUCGAAGACGGUUCCAUAAGGUUUUCCUUCCUAUACCGUCAAAUGAUUUCUCAUAAUCAAGGAAGUUGUUGUGUGGUGACGAGUUCCAUUCAAUUAGUUGUUGAACGACGUUCUGUAGUGUCGCGAUUUGGUCUGUACGCGACAGAUGUUUACGGGAGCUGGACUGUUUGUCUCCGGUUCAGUAAUACUGUUGAAAACUUUUUCUGGUACCGAU